AUGAUCAGCAACCCUUUCUCCCAGUCGGCGCAGAGCCAGCCGGCAGUUACCAAUCCCUUUGCUGCUGCUUCGGCGAAGCCUGGCAAAAACGAACUCAACCCAUUUGGUUUUGGUGGUGCAGGCGACUCAGCACGAGAAAAGCAGAACAGCAAGCGAAAGGGGGCGCUAACAGAGCAGAGGGACAAUCAUGGAUCGAAGCGCAAAGGCGGCAAGCAAUCUCGUGACAAAGAUGCCGCGGUGAGCGACAGCGACACCAGCAAGCGAAAGCGCCGCGAUGGCAACCAGAAAUCUGCGCCCAACAGUUUCCUGUCCAAUGGCAACCCCGGCGCAAAAAAGCUUCAAACUCGAAAGCCCCGGCUUGAGAACGGCUCUGUCGCAGGCAAUGCUACUGACGGAUCCCGGCCGAGCUCCUCCUCCAGCCAGGCGUCCAACGAGAUUGACGGUGCCACCGAGCCACCAAAGGCCCCAAACACAUCCGAUCCGCAUGCGAAGAAAGUGUACAUCCAACUGCACAACGAUGGUAUCAGUCCACCAAACUGGCCAUCGCGCCCGGGCGAUCCUCGAAAUAAGUCUGCCAUGGCCAAGUUUAGAGAGCGGUACGAGGGCUAUCGCACGAAAGUACGCGCGUCAUUAACCAAGGCUGAUUUAAUCGACGACCCGACGAAGCGGAGAACUCUGGAAGAUGCCAUCGUCUUUCGCGGCAUUUGCGAAGACAUGUGUCCUGAAUACGAAAAGAUCCAACGCAUCACUGAGCUUGAUGUGGUUGGCCCUGAGAAGGACCCCAAGGACAAUGUCGCUUCCACCCAAAGAAUGGUCAAGAAAUUGGCCCGCUCGGCUGCUGGCCAAGAGGCACCGUUGCCAAUGGAUGUACGUUCCGUACCUGCAUUGCGGCGAACCCUGGACUACCUGAUCGAUGACCUCCUGAAAAACGACAAAAACUUACCUGGGCUUCACGGAUUCUUGUGGGAUCGCACGAGAGCUAUUCGUCGUGAUUUUGCCUUCUUUUCGUCCCUGUCGCCUGACGAGCUGAAAACUCAAAUAUAUGUCCUGGAAAACAUCGCACGAUUUCACGUCACAGCACUUCAUCUACUCUCUCAGGCCGGCAAAAAGCCAGAAGACUUUGUUGAGCAACAGGAGCUUGAGCAGCUUGGAAAGGCGCUCUUGUCGCUCCGUGACCUGUACGACGACUGCAACGAGCAGGGCAUAGCAUGUGAGAAUGAGCCAGAAUUCCGAGCCUACUACCUUGUUUUCCACGCCCAUGAUCCAAAUAUCAUGGAAGUUUUACAGAGGCAGUGGAGCUCACACCUUUGGAAGAACUCGGACGAGGUUCGUACAGCAGUUUCGCUCGUGGAAGCUCUGCAGAACACCAAAGAUUUCCAUGGCCCGCUAAAGCCCGCCCCCGCGCUGGCUGCAGGUGGUCCUCUGCAUUCCUAUUUCCGGAUAGUAGAGGACCAGGCGGUCUCUUAUACCAUGGCUUGUUUUGCCGAGUGUCAUUUUGCUUCUCUUCGCCGCUCUAUGCUCAUCGCACUUGUAAGGGCGCUGGCUAGGCCCAAAGACGAGACGAAAGACGUCAACGCCGAAGCUCUGAACCGCUUUCUCCGAUUCGAUACCAUUGAUGAGGUGAUCGAGUUCGCGGAAGCCCAUGGACUGGAAUUUGAAGCAGAUCCAGAGGCUCCAAAUGAUGCCGGGCGGCGACGGAUUCUGCUCAGGCCCAGGCAGCAAGUUCCUCAUAUUCGGUUACAGCAUCAAUACUCUCAGAAACUUGUUGAGCAGAAGCGAGGCUCUCACACUCUUCCAAACGUCAUCCAUAAUACAAUAUUCCCCAGCGGUCAUGCUCCUGUAGCAAAUGGCCUUGGAACUAAAUCAGCCCUUGCUGGCUCUCAACCACCAAUCAACGCAACCAGUUCGACCAAACCUGCUAUUUCCAAUGGCGUUCCACCACCGGCUGCCCCGUCCAUCUUCCAAGCACCAGCACAGGCCGCCAGCUCUUUGUCCACUGGGGUUGGAUUUACAGGAUUCCCAGCACCAUCUCAGCCAGCACCAGGAUUCAGCUUUCCCAAAACACAGCCUUCAGCAACUAAUGUACUGGCUCCUUCGAAGCCUUCAGACUUGAAGCCAUCAUUCAACCCCUUUGCCAGCGCUUUCCAACCAUCUCAAGCCCCCACAGGUAUCGCAGGCACCCAUCCAGUAGCGACUGGUGUGUCACAACCUGCAGCAGUGUCUGGAACACCGGCACCCAAUCCAUUUGCCAAUGCCGUACAGGCACAGCCUCCUGCCAAUACAGCACCACCAAAGUUCCCAUCGCCAUCAUUUCAAAAUCCACUCGCGCCAAUAAGUACCGCCACCCCGUUGACAGAGGUGAAAGCAGGGUCACCUGCCUCAGUCCUAGGAUCUGUACCGAGUACACUAUCUAGUGGGCAACUAGCCUCAGGUACCUCGAUUCAAUCCACGCCAGCACCAUUAGUUCCUGCAAACGGUUUGUUUCCGCCAUCACUUGGCCAAAAGCCAUCAUCACCUCUUCUGAAAUCUUCUGGCCUUACUUUCAAACCUACGGAUGAUGCUGGCCAGAAACCCUUAUCUACCAUCUCGGAGCAGAAACCUGAAAUUUCCAGUCAGAAGGGAGAUCUAUUUCCUUCCCUGUCGGCGGCGAAACCUGGGACAACAGGCGUGCCUGGACCAGCUAUUGACGCUGGCACUGCCUUCUCCGGCUCGUCAGACGCAUUCAAAUCGCUGCUAGGAACUACAUCUGUGCCACAACAGAGCGCCCCUCCUUUGAAGCCUGCUUCCCCUCCACCGCCCCCAAGGGACUUGAUGGGAAAUUUCACCAAAUGGUAUGUGUUGGGUGAUACAGGCCUUUUCGAAGAAUUCCAGACCUUCGUUGUCGAGGAUCUUGUGAGGGAGGUGUUUGAUACGUUUACCAAAGAGACAGAGGAACAGAAACAACGAGAAGAGGAGGAAGCCGCAAACGCCGAGGCGGAUCGCUGGCGGAUCUACAACCUGCGGCUAAAGUUCUUCUACAGAUGGAAGAGAAACGCUCGCAGCAAGAGACAACGCUUCCUUCUUCGGAGCGGACGGGAACAGAUGCGGGAGUAUUGGGAGGCUCAGAAAGAAGCCGAGAGAGAGGCAAAGUUGGAGGAGGAGCGGAAAACAAUCAAGGACAAGAAGGAGUUGGCUCGUAAACCUGAUGUUGAUCAUGCCGCCAAACUGCUGAGCGUGGCCAAGAGGCGUCGCGUUAGCAGAGCUCGUGAAGAGGAAAACCUGUUAUCUUCCGGGGUCCUCUCGGGAGUGAAAAACGAACGGGAAGCAGCGGCAAGAAUUGUGCGACCCGACAGCCCUGGAUCGGAUGUUGUUUUCGAAAAACCAGCAAGACCAUCGCCAUCGAAAGUUGGGGUUAAAGAAGGGGCAAAGACCAGGGCCCUUCGUGAACAACUACUGGGUAUCCAACCUGCUGGGUUCCGCCGCUCGCUGCCCAGCUCCUCAGUUAGGAGCAGCACAAGCCCAACACCGCCCAAACAUGUUAGUAGGGUUUCUGAGCGGUGGCGACUUAAAGCCAUGGGAUUCGUCCAGAUGCCCGAUGGCUCUGUCUUGCCCGAGUCGAUUGCCGAUGAGGUCUUGGCUAGCGGCAAGAGAUUCUGGACAGGAGCUCGGGCAUCAUCCUACAACCAGUCAGCAUUCAAUGUGUCAAGGGCCCACGCUUCUUCUAUUUCACGGCCCAGAGCUUCAUCAUACAGCACGCCAAAUCACAAUGACCAGACUUCUGCAAGCCAGGCGUCUGGCCACCUCACCCCGACAACUCCUCAGGCCGAUCAUGAGAUUAGCCACAUUAAGAGAAAAAGAUCAUUCAAUGACGACGGCGAGCUUUCAGUACAAGGUAGUGAGCAAUCGCGGCCCCAUAAGCGGACUGUGAGUGAUCUUGUCGAUAUCGCAAGCAAGGUCAGAAGCCAGCACCAGGAGCUCAAAGCUAUGCUUGAUGAUAUGAUGGGGGACGAUUUAAGCGAGCAACUCCAAAGCGAAAUCAACAGCAGAGGGACGACACCAUGGCAGGAAAGGUUUUAA
Clonostachys solani is the source of this 4056-nucleotide messenger RNA. NCBI's taxonomy places the organism in Eukaryota, Fungi, Ascomycota, Sordariomycetes, Hypocreales, Bionectriaceae. The record is from the annotation of a GenBank genome assembly.